Salvelinus sp. IW2-2015 is the source of this 603-nucleotide messenger RNA. Lineage: Eukaryota; Metazoa; Chordata; Actinopteri; Salmoniformes; Salmonidae. The record is from RefSeq and is a predicted model, not a curated record.
AUGGUCAUUUCUGCUGUGUCUCCUGUGUGUCCUGUCUUCCUGGUGGAUCUAACCACCGCCUGUCCUCCGACCUGCCUCUGCAACGCCACCGACGUAGACUGCAGCGGGCGUGGCCUGCUCUCCAUGCCCGCCCUCACCCAUCUCCCCGUCACCGUCCGCACCCUCCCUGCCAACAACCACCUCUCCUCCCUGGGCCCAGGGUCCUUCGCUAACCUACCCUCCCUGGAGCGACUGGAUCUCUCCAACAACUACCUGGAUGAUCUACCCCCAGCGCUCUUCAAGGACCUGGGGAAUCUAUCAGAUCUGACCCUCCACAACAACAGUCUCAGGGCCUUGGAUAAGGAUCUCUUCCAGGGGCUGGUGGGGCUGAGGAAGCUAGAUGUCUCCCUCAACGGGCUGUCUGAUGUCCCCCUGGGUCUGCUGGAUGAGCUGCAGGGGCUGACGUGGCUCUCCGUGGCUGGGAACAGGCUCCAUGCCCUGGACAGAGCGGCCUUCGAGCCCCUGGCUAACCUCCAGUAUCUUCAGCUGGGGGCUAACCCCUGGGAGUGUGACUGCAACCUGAGGGACUAACACUGGAUGGAGUGGCUGCUGUACAAGAGGUGA